Messenger RNA from Suillus clintonianus, 1319 nucleotides. Its product is annotated as UbiA prenyltransferase family. The record is from RefSeq and is a predicted model, not a curated record. Bases 198 to 1064 code for a protein of 288 amino acids. Gene Ontology annotation, cellular component: membrane. Lineage: Eukaryota; Fungi; Basidiomycota; Agaricomycetes; Boletales; Suillaceae. The transcript is spliced from 4 exons. Gene Ontology annotation, molecular function: transferase activity, transferring alkyl or aryl (other than methyl) groups.
GUGCGUAGGUUUAAUUCGGGAAUCCUCUCGUAUUGCCGGAAGAUGUGCAUAUUGGGUUCGCAGGGCCGCCAUAGAAUGAAUAUUGUGCCGAUUGGUGGACCUCCUUGAGUGUAUGCCGUAACAGCUACUUCGUUCCAUCACAUCCCGCGCUAUUUAAUCGCGAGCUACUGGCUCGAAAAUAAGCAAACAAUCAGAUCAUGUUGUCCCAAGCCCUAGAUAGCGGUCGCCGUAUCAGCGGGCACAUCAAGACAUUAUUUUUGUUCACGAAGUCCGACGUCGUUGCGGUUCUGAUACCUAUCACUUUGGCUUCUUUCGCAGCUGCUCGCCAUCCCGACGUAACUCGCAUUCCAGACAUCAUCAUAUGGAUAUGGCUACACGUCCUAAAACAUGAUAUAUAUAACCAGAUGCAGGAUCCAGAGGAGGACAAGAAAAACAAGCCUCAUCGCCCUCUCGCUGCUGGUCGUAUAAGUGCUCAAAAUGCGGCAGAUGUGCGCUGGCUGCUAGUGCCAAUUUGUCUGAUCUUGUCUGCAAUGCAUGGCAGCCAGGCUCUCGCCUGUAGCGUUUGUGCGGAAGUCCUCAGCAUCUGGUAUAACGAGUUUGGUGGCGAUAAGACUGCACUUUCGAAGAGCCUAUUGACGGCUAUGGCAUACACAAUUCUUGAUCUAGGCGCAACGGUCGUGGGAGGGUCCAGCAUUGAUAGCGUCGGGGCACGUGCACAUGUCUUCAGUUUUGUGGUGUUUGCUACGACGAUUCAUGCACAAGAUUUCAAGGAUGAAGAGGGAGAUCGCUUGACAGGAAGACGCACUCUUGUCACUCUGUUCCCUACCUUUGCACGCAUGUCCAUGAUGAUUGGCAUCCCCCUUUGGUCACUCUGCCUGAGCAGACUCUGGAAGGUGGAUUUCAUCUGUUCUGUUGCAUUUAUAGCGUACGGAGCCGUUGUCGGGGUGAGAUUCAUGGUUUGUAGGACUGCGAGUGCUCAUAAACAAUCGUGCAAAUUGUACAGCCUCUGGUUUACCCUUGUGCACUUACUCCCUGGCUACUGGCGAUUUUUCUACAGCACUUGAACUGGAAGCCCCAGUGUGUUAGGCGUAACAAGCGCCUCGCUGUGACUCGUUAUUCGUUUCCUUUCGCGAUCACUUACUGCGCAUAGUAGGCUACGGAGAAGUUACCACCACAUUCCGAAAUAUCCAGGGACAAAUUCUCGAGACUAGAGAUUGACAAGAGGGGACAAAUUUUGCUGUGUUAUUGAUAUCGAUUCAGUAUGAUAAAUAUUACGUAAUGGUACAGUAUGCUAUAAUGAAUUUAUACAGUCACGUGAA